This is a messenger RNA of Drosophila teissieri, 1602 nucleotides long. RefSeq lists its product as uncharacterized. The record is from RefSeq and is a predicted model, not a curated record. The transcript is spliced from 3 exons. Bases 167 to 1531 code for a protein of 454 amino acids. NCBI's taxonomy places the organism in Eukaryota, Metazoa, Arthropoda, Insecta, Diptera, Drosophilidae.
GGUCACACUAGGGGAACACGGAAAUUUAUUUUUGUUUGUUAUUCAAUUGAGUUGGCCUGCUUGGAACGAUCCAGAAAACCGACCGUAGACAGGAAACUAUCCCUAGCUCCGGCUAUUUUACCAGACCUUGAGUCCAUCUUCGCCAGCGAGGAUUGGUUUUGGGACCAUGGCUGCCGGGCCGGUAACCAAUAUCCUGCAGAUGAACGACGACUGUCUGGCCGAGGUUUUUGAACGUCUGCAGGACUUGCCGUCGGAAGUGUCCUUCGCGAGGACUUGCCGGCGACUGCAGUGCAUUUGUCUGGCCAAGUGGCGCACCAGCCGUGUAUACGAGCAACUGGAUUUGGAGAAGUGGCGGGUACUUUUGCCCAACCAUGAAGACCUGGUAUACUUCUUAACCCAAAUGCGUCCGUACAUUAAAGAGAUUAGCGGCAGCAGCUGCCUGUGCUCUAUACUAAAGGAUCUGGACGAAAUGCACAUUGCGGAGCUGCCCCUAGUGACCAGCUUCUACUACGACUCAGACGACGUCGAUUGCUAUCCCACGAACCGGAGCAUCCGUAAGCUGGCCCAGCUUCUGCCUGGCUUGCGAAAGUUGCGCCUAACCACUCCCAUCGACGGGCGGUACCUGUCCAAUUUCGAGCACCUGCAGGAGCUGCACCUCUACGAAGACCAACACAAGGCGUUUGAGCUGCAGCAGAAGUACCUGGACGAAGUGUGCCGCAAACUGCAUGAUCUUCGGGUCCUGGACAUUAGGACGUACGAUAUGAUCAGUAAACUUCAGCUGGGAAACUGCCUGGAAAGCUUUAAGAACCUCACUGAUCUUAAGCUUAAUCUGGCCACCUUAAAACCCAUUCUUCCCGCCGUUCUAGAGCUGCCCUCCCUCAAGAAACUAGUGGUGCUGCUGGACAACGAAUGGCAUAUCCCCCCGCUGGUCAGUCCUGAUAGCUAUGACCACAAGAUCCGCGAAGUCAGCGAGUUCUACGAGAUCAUGGAUUUCAAGGCCAAGGAAAUAGUGGGAUUUGCCGUGGACGGAUACUAUAUGCCCCUGGAACCUGGCUGGGAUGAGAAGCUGCCCAUCUGGACGUAUUACAGACUAAAGCGCCUGGCCAUUUGCAGCUGGACGCAUUCGGCAGACUACCUAAAGCGCUACACCUGUAUGACAGACCUGCAGCUGCUUUGCUUGCGCAACUGGAAUGACCUGAGCGACGAAAUCCUCUUAGAAUUCGUGGAGCUCUGUCCAAGAUUGGAACAUCUCGACGUGUCCUACUGCCGAAAUCUGACGCCAACAUUUUUACCACGCGCCUUAAAUAUUCUUAAGCGGCGGGAGCCGUACAAGCAGCAGCCAGGAGUUGGAUGGUCGCCACCUCUGAAGCUCUACUACGACCUUAGUGGCUUUGAGGACUAUGUGGAUAGAGCGAACCUUAAGAGCUCUUUGGAAUAUAGAGGAUAUAUUGUUUUCACCGCCGACUUUCCUGUCGACUCUGAAAGGGGUUUAAGCUUUGUGGACCGCGGAUACCAAUUUGAAUUUCACUGACCUCAAAAUAUGUAAAUAUAAAAACGUAGAUUUAUUCAAUAAUUUAUUAUUAAAAUUUUUGUUGCACAAAA